Molecule: messenger RNA, 1053 nt
Organism: Aegilops tauschii subsp. strangulata
Lineage: Eukaryota; Viridiplantae; Streptophyta; Magnoliopsida; Poales; Poaceae
Source: RefSeq, a predicted model, not a curated record
AUGCUACCCAUACUAUGGCUUGACUUCAACCACGACAACAUCGCGGGCAGCCUCCCGUCGGAGCUCGGCCUCUUCUGCGACCUCGCGCUGCUUGGCCUUACUCCGACCGCUCCCCCGAGCGCCUCCUGCACGCACCUCCGCCCAUGGGCCGGCCGCCCGCGCCGUGGUGCUGCUGCACUCACGCGAGUGAGGCCCGCGCCCGGCCAGCAGGACGAUCGCGCUGCCUGCUCCCCGGGGCCGCAUCCUCCCGCCCGCGUCGCGCCGCUGACCCUGCGCUCAGCCGCGUUACGGCGCGCUCCUUCCAGCGCCUACCGGCCCCACCACCGCACCUUCGGCUCGGCCACCUGCUCCUGGCCACGCGCGCUCGGCGGGUGGGCCGGCUCCGCUUCCUGUAGGUGUCCCACGCCGGCUCCAAGCUGCCUCGACCACGCUGACCGGUUCCCGGUUCCGCCCCCGCGGCCUCGGCGCGACGCAGCCCGCGCUGGGCUGGCUCCGUCCGCGACCCAGUCGGCCUCCUCCACGACGCCACGCCCGCACCGCCGCGGCUACGUCCCGCUCGCCGCCUUGCAGUUCCAGCCGGCGCCGCCCCCGCUCCUCCUCGCGCGUGCCCGCAAUCGGCCCCGUGGGGCUCGUCUGCGUCGCCGCUGGCUGGCUCGCGGCCGCGGGCCGGCCCCGCCUCGCAUCCCGCCCACCAGCUGGGCGCGCCGGCUGGCCGCCCUGCCUUCUGGCCGGCUCCGCGCCGCCUGCCACAUGCCGCGCCCGCCUGGGCCGGCUCCGCGCCGCUGUCCGCAUCCCGUGCGCGUGGCCCCGACCUCACCGCGCACCCCCAGCCGGCUCCGCCUCGCCAGACCGGCUCCCCCAAUGCCGGGUCCUCCUCGCCUUGCCGCCAGGCCGGGUCGCCGCCUCCCGCUGGCCCAGGCCGGCUCCUGCCCGAUCCCGCGUACGUCGGCCGCCCUUCUCCCACUCCGACCACGCUGCCGCGUCGCCCGCUACGCCGGCUGCGGCUCCCUGCCGCCUCCCCGUGCCGGCUCGGCCACGCGCGUCCGCGUCUGA